AUGACGGAGCAACAGCGGCCGCUAUUCGACAAGAGGAACUCUUCGACCUCGUCCGUCCUCAGCGGGGGUAAUGGAAAUGACAAUUCCAAUACCACCACCGACCGAGACACGUCCUCAAACGACGAGCAGGCCCAGGCCACCCACCAGCCCUCUCGGCAGCACCACCCCAAGAAGCACCAAUUCGUCGUCGGCGGCGCACACUCUCGCCAUCACACCCGCGUCCCGUCCUACGGCGCGUGGGGAGGAGAAGGGCAGGUCCUCGGCGAAGCGGGCGACGUUCGAGCUCGGCGGAGACAACCGCCAGAACAGCAACGGAAACAGCAGACCAAGCAGCUACAAGGAAGAAGGAGGUACACAAACGGAAACGCAACGAACACGAGCAACGGGACGCCGCCGCCGCUCACCACUGUUGCUACCAACAAGGGUACAAACGGCUUGGUCAAGUCAUCAAGCACAAAGUCUCUUGACCGUAAACCAAGAGACGGCGCACGAAGACUAAAACGAGAAGAGAAGCGCGAGAGAUCACAAUCCAAAUCCCGCGACACUGUACCCCCUCCUCCUGCUCCUGCCCCUGCCCCUGCUGCAAGCCGUCACCACUCUGCCGAAGAAGUGUUUGUCGAGAUGAAUAACAAACGCCAGACCGAAGCGCAGCCACAGACACAGACACAAUUUCAGCUCCCUACCCCACCGCAGGCAAAGGUUCAACCACCACCCCGCCGCAACACCAGAAUCAGCACUUUCAAUCUCAGCAUCCAUCGCAUGCCCCAAC
This is a messenger RNA of Morchella sextelata, 769 nucleotides long. RefSeq lists its product as uncharacterized. The annotation marks the transcript as partial. NCBI's taxonomy places the organism in Eukaryota, Fungi, Ascomycota, Pezizomycetes, Pezizales, Morchellaceae. The transcript is spliced from 2 exons. The record is from RefSeq and is a predicted model, not a curated record.